Triticum dicoccoides is the source of this 760-nucleotide messenger RNA. RefSeq lists its product as uncharacterized. The transcript is spliced from 3 exons. Lineage: Eukaryota; Viridiplantae; Streptophyta; Magnoliopsida; Poales; Poaceae. The coding region runs from base 53 to 556 and encodes 167 amino acids. The record is from RefSeq and is a predicted model, not a curated record.
CAAAGCUCGUCCCGAAGGAUCUAUCGCUGAAGCAUUUUUGGCAGAUGAGUGCAUGACAUUCUGUUCAAGAUAUAUUGUCGGUUUUGAGACCAAACAUAACUUGCCUUCGCAGAACGAAGAUAACGACGAGUGGGUUGGGCAUCAUGAUAUUGCACAUGGAUCAAGAUUAUUUCCACAUUCUGGCAAUCCACUUGGAAAGCCUAGGAAUUAUGUACUGAGCGGUGUGGCAAAAGUACAGGCACAUAGAUAUGUCUUGUUCAAUUGCUCUGAUGUGAAUUCAUACCUUAGGGCUCAUGCUGAUGAGAUCACUAAUGGACGCAAUUUAAACCCUGAUGUUGUCGAGAGGAUUCAAAAUGAUAAGUUCCACGAAUGGUUCCAAGCUCAUAUAAAGAAAUUGGAGAAGGAAAAGGCAUCCACAACAUUGAAAAGGAUAUUAGAUUGCUCGCCCGGGGCCCAGUUAAUGCAGCCAAAAGAUAUUGCGCUUUCAACUCCCGAGGCUACCAUUUUAGGCCUAAAUGCUUGGAUAAAGAGACACAAAAUAGUGGAGUCAUGGUAACUGCAAAAACUUCUAGUUAUGCUUCAGCACAUGAUGCCAAUCCUGUUUUACGUGAUGUGACAUACUACGGGAGGGUAAUUGAUAUUGUCGAGCUAAACUACUCUGGACAGUUUUCAGUGGUGUUGUUUAAAUGUGAAUGGGUUAAUGUGUUCUCAGAAACAGGAAUGAAAAAAGACAAGUACGGUUACACACUUGUCAACUUCU